Messenger RNA from Panicum virgatum (switchgrass), 670 nucleotides. RefSeq lists its product as uncharacterized. The transcript is spliced from 2 exons. The coding region runs from base 123 to 599 and encodes 158 amino acids. The record is from RefSeq and is a predicted model, not a curated record. NCBI's taxonomy places the organism in Eukaryota, Viridiplantae, Streptophyta, Magnoliopsida, Poales, Poaceae.
CCCAAAAAGUUGACGAGCAAAUUAGCGCUAGGCUAGAGACUAGAGACGCCGCCCCCGGACUCCCUUCUCCAGAAGCUCCCAGCAUCUGCCUAGAGCGGCCGCGGAGACAAAGGCAGGAGGCAAUGGAUCAGCACGGGGAAAAGGAGGCGGAGAACAAGUCGUCCCAGGAUUCGGCGGGGCAGCGCCAAGACGACGACGCCGAAGAAUCGGUGGGUCAGCGAGCGGGGUACAAAGCGGAGGAAUCGGCGGGACUGCUCAUCAAGGAGGUGAGCUCUGGAGAAGCCUCGCCGGCGCUCAUCGCGCACCCGUGCUCGCUGCUGCAGCUCCUGCUCCGCGCCUGCGCCGGCUGCCUGGGCCUCCACGGCUACUGCAGCGGCGACCCCGACCCGAAGCCGGUCGUUGUCGCUGCGGCGGACGCCGCGGCGGCUGCGUCGCAGGAAGGAGAGGGCGGCGGCGACAAGGCUAACUUCUUGUACAUGCAGGAGGAGGUGGUGACCAGGGUGUGGGCGGUGAGGAGGCCCAGGAGGGGAGCGGUGGCAAUGGCGGAGUACACCACUAGACGCGCGGCUUCUCCAUCUGUCUACCUGCAACAUGUGUAGUAGCAUCUUCUAAUUUUGUAUAAAGUAGUAGGUGUGGCUAUGAAGUAAAAGCGAGUUUGCGUAGGCUUCUC